Coregonus sp. 'balchen' is the source of this 6678-nucleotide messenger RNA. Lineage: Eukaryota; Metazoa; Chordata; Actinopteri; Salmoniformes; Salmonidae. The record is from the annotation of a GenBank genome assembly.
GUUCGUCCUUCCCGCCCACCUGGUCACCGCCACUGUGACCGCUGUUUCAACAAGUGCUGCAAGGCCCCUGUGGAGAUCUCGGUGUCAUGUGUGCUCAUCCCCUGCCACCUGCUGUGUGGCGCCCUCUUCCACCUGUGCAAAGAGGAGGAGCAUGCGCUGCUCUGCCCCAAUGAGAGGGUGCCAUGCCUAAACGCGGGCUUCGGCUGUCCAAUCAGCAUGCCCCGUUCCAGGCUGGCGGCGCACCUGCACGUCUGUCCAGCCAGCGUGGUGUGCUGCUCCAUGGAGUGGAACCGCUGGCCAGCCGAGGACGCCCAGUCACACACACAUACGGCCCUGCAGGAGAACCUAGUGAAGGAAGAGGAGGAGGGAGGAGGACACGGGGAGGCGCUGGACCUGGCCAUGGCUCUGAGAGAUCAGCGCCACCUGUUCCACUCCCUGAAGAUGAAGAAUCUCUUCCCUGAGCUGACUGAGAGGGUGGAAGAAGAGGAGAGGGAGGAGCAGAGGAGAAGGCGGGGGAGGAGGAGGGAGAAGGAGGAGAAGGAGAGGGAGGCCCUGGAGGCACAGGGAGUGGUUGGAGGAGUGUCUUUCCCUAACAGGGUAGGCUGUGGGUCUCCUGCUGAUCGAGGAUGGUAUGGACCCCUCCCUGAGAAUAUUCAGGAGGCGGUUAGGGAGAGGGACAGAGAGAGGGAGGAGGAGAGAGAGCUGACCCAGGAGGAGAGGGAGGAGCUGGCCAGGGGAAGGGGGGUAGGAUCAGAGGGCCUGGUGGGCUACAUCUGGGAGCGCAUGUUUAACAUGGAGAGGGGAGGCUGCAUGAUAGCUGAGGCUAACCAAGAGGCAGGGGCAGGGGGCAGAGGUCAGGGUCAAGCAUCAGGGGUUAGAGGUCAAGAGACGGAGGCACAUCAGUCACAGACCCUGAACACCACAGAGACACACGCACUUAAUGACGCACACACAGACACAUGCCCCAACUCCCAGUGUGUGGCCUGUCUGGCCGGCCCUAAGAAGAAGCAGAUGUAUUACUACGGCCAGCUGGAGCCCAUGAAGAUCAACACAGUGAGGACCUUUAAGAUUCCCACCAGCUUCACGGCCAAACACACACGCAUCAGGAACCCCGGACACUGGAAGAGGGUGGAUGUGGCCGUGGACACCAGCGACCUGGGGGUGGAGCCACAGGACAUGCCAAUCUGGGAGGAGGUGCAGGUAAGAGUUCAAGGUGAACUCUCUGGAUAUCUCCAGUCAAAGUAGUUGCAGACCGACAGUCUCCCAUUAUAGUUCUCUAGUCUCCUACUAACAUCAAUUCAUUGCCUAAGUGAAAAUUUGGGCUCACCACUGAGGAAAUUGCCGCACCUACAGUGGCUUGCGAAAGUAAUAACCCCCCUUGGAAUUUUUCCUAUUUUGUUGCCUUACAACAUGAAAUUAAAAUUGAUUUUGGGGGGGGUUGUAUCAUUUGAUUUACACAACAUGCCUACCACUUUGAAGAUGCAAAAUAUUUUUUGGCGUGAAACAAACAAGAAAUAACACAAAUAAAACAGAAAACUUGAGCGUGCAUAACUAUUCACCCCCCCCAAAGUCAAUACUUUGUAGAGCCACCUUUUGCAGCAAUUACAGCUGCAAGUCUCUUUGGGUAUGUCUCUAUAAGCUUGGCACAUCUAGCCACUGGGAUUUUUGCCCAUUCUUCAAGACAAAACUGCUCCAGCUCCUUCAAGUUGGAUGGGUUCCGCUGGUGUACAGCAAUGUUUAAGUCAUACCACAGAUUCUCAAUUGGAUUGAGGUCUGGCCUUUGACUAGGCCAUUCCAAGACAUUUAAAUGUUUCCCCUUAAACCACUCGAGUGUUGCUUUAGCAGUAUGCUUAGGGUUAUUGUCCUGCUGGAAGGUGAACCUCCGUCCCAGUCUCAAAUCUCUGGAAGACUGAAACAGGUGUCCCUCAAGAAUUUCCCUGUAUUUAGCGCCAUCCAUCAUUGCUUCAAUUCUGACCAGUUUCCCAGUCCCUGCCGAUGAAAAACAUCCCCACAGCAUGAUGCUGCCACCACCAUGCUUCACUGUGGGGAUGGUGUUCUCGGGGUGAUGAGAGGUGUUGGGUUUGAGCCAGAUAUAGCGUUUUCCUUGAUGGCCAAAAAGCUCAAUUUUAGUCUCAUCUGACCAGAGUACCUUCUUCCAUAUGUUUGGGGAGUCUCCCACAUGGCUUUUGGCGAACACCAAACGUGUUUGCUUAUUUUUUUCUUUAAGCAAUGGCUUUCUUCUGGCCACUCUUCCGUAAAGCCCAGCUCUGUGGAGUGUAUGGCUUAAAGUGGUCAUAUGGACAGAUACUCCAAUCUCCGCUGUGGAGCUUUGCAGCUCCUUCAUGGUUAUCUUUGGUCUCUUUGUUGCCUCUCUGAUUAAUGCCCUCCUUGCCUGGUCCGUGAGUUUUGGUGGGCGGCCCUCUCUUGGCAGGUUUCUUGUGGUGCCAUAUUCUUUCAAUAAAAAAAAUAUGGAUUUAAUGGUGCCCUGUGGGAUGUUCAAAGUUUCGGUUAUAUUUUUAUAACCCAACCCUAAUCUGUACUAUUCCACAACUUUUUCCCUGACCUGUUUGGAGAGCUCCUUGGUCUUCAUGGUGCCGCUUGCUUGGUGUUGCCCCUUGCUUAGUGGUGUUGCAGUCUCUGGGGCCUUUCAGAACAGGUGUAUAUAUACUAAGAUCAUGUGACACUUAGAUUGCACACAAGUGGACUUUAUUUAACUAAUUAUGUGACUUCUGAAGGUAAUUGGUUGCACCAGAUCUUAUUUAGGGACUUCAUAGCAAAGGGGGUGAAUACAUAUACACUCACCACUUUUUCGUUAUUUAUGUUUGAGAAUUUUUUUUCAUUUCACUUCACCAAUUUGGACUAUUUUGUGUAUGUCAAUUAGAUGGAAUCCAAAUAAAAAUCAAUUUAAAUUACAGGUUGUAAUGCAACAUAAUAGGAAAAACACCAAGGGGGAUGAAUACUUUUGCAAGGCACUGUAUUUUGAGUAAUUCCUGUCCUAGAGCGGAAAUUCUCAUUUAGGUUCCACCUCAAAGACUGACGCAGGAUGCUAAUACAUAUUCAGGAAUUGGGGGUGGGAACGUUGUGGUGAUUUCCAUGUGUAGCAGAGAAAUAACAACAAAUAAGAUACUGACUGACAGUUGUCAGAGUAACAAGCUAGCUAGCUACAGUGGGGAGAACAAGUAUUUGAUACACUGCCGAUUUUGCAGGUUUUCCUACUAACAAAGCAUGUAGAGGUCUGUAAUUUUUAUCAUAGGUACACUUCAACUGUGAGAGACGGAAUCUAAAACAAAAAAUACAGAAAAUCACAUUGUAUGAUUUUUAAGUAAUUAAUUUGCACAAAAGCAAUAAUGGCAUUAUAAUGAAUAUAAAUGUCGAUAUGACAGCAGUCAUAAAUAGUCAAUUAUUGUCAGCUCAUGCUUACAUGGUUUCACGCAAUGGCAUCAGUUGGAUUUCAUUUAGCGCUUAUCCCUUGUGCUAACAGUCGACACAAAUCUUCACCCCUUUCACUUGCUUGACACACUUCCCACAAACACGUCACUUGCAGGUGACACAAGUGUCUUGGGUUCUGUUCUUUGUGCAUCUGGUCACAAGGCACUGUCUCCUCCCUGGAAGCUUGGAGAAUUUGACAUGCAUAAAGGCUCCCAUGGAAUCUUUGCUGCUGCCUUGGCCCUCAUAUGUCUCUCACGUAGCCCACAUGCCAGACUCAUGAUGAUGUCUCUCCAAAACAUCCACACCAACCUGUGGAACAGAAUAGAGCAGAAAACAUUAGGAUGAUUUUUCCAUCAGAAAAAAAACUUGUUAUACAGAAGAGAAUAAUGCAUUGCAUAAGUUUAUCUAUAUAUAUGGCGAUGGGUAUUAUAUAAUAUUGACAUACCUUUGAUUGUAGCAGCGCUAACGCAGCAUGUGCAUCCAUUCGUCUUGGUCUUCUUGCUAUUGUAAAUUACGCACUCUCUCACUGUGUACUCCAUGUAGGCCAGAGUAGAUUCAUAAGACUGCUUGGAUUUUGGUGGACUGAUAUAGGGUACAUACCAUUUUGAGAUUAUAAUUUGAAUAUACAAAUACAAUACAAUAACCCGCCUUGUUCUUCAUUCACAAUUGGUGAUUACACAUAAUUAUGCAUCAUUCACUUCCCCUUGCUCAUCAAGGCAAAGGUUGGCUAUUUGAAGAAUCUCAAAUAUAAUAUGUAUUUUGAUUUGUUUAAAACUUUUUUGGUAACUACAUGAUUCCAAAUGUGUUAUUUCAUAGUUUUGAUGUCUUAUUCUACAAUGUAGAAAAUAGUAAAAAUAAAGAAAAACCCUUGAAUGAGUAAGUGUGUCCAAACUUUGACUGGUACUGUAUAUACUUAUUUAGGAAAAGUCAAGGACGGAGGAGGGCAUGAUUUAGAAAAUAGUAGAGUAAUAAAAUAAAUAAAUUCAUGAGCAGUCAAAAUGACUGCGUUAGCGGUUCUAGUGUUAAGUAGACCGGAACUGACAAUUUUUCUAAAAUGGUAAACGGUCUUAGUGAACUAUCUUCAUUUAUCCACCAUCUUUGCUGUAGCCAAAGAUAAUCUAUUAUUUUGCUCAGCUCAGUGGUGACUUGCGAACUUUGCAGGUGUUUCUGAUUAAUAAACAAUUCCAUGCUGGUGGGUGGUACCAUUCAAAUUAAACCCAGCACUGAAACGAAAUGUAGGCGAAAAAUAAUUUACACGUCAUUUCAUAGGAAAAGACACGUCAUUGGCACAAAUUUGCACAAAGCGGGCAGUUCGGUUCUGUCACUUCAAGCCCAAAUACAUCAUACUUUGACUAAAACAAUGACUUAUUUACUUAUAUCAUGGGUAAGCUCUGGCCAUUUUCUUUCAGCUCAAAAAAGUGGAUUUCUACUGGUUGGUGUGGGUGUUUAAUCUUGUCCAGCAACAGUGUAAAAGGUUAGGAUUGCAUAUUACUCCCAAACUCUUCCUGCAUGUAUCCUCCAGGCCAGUCUGCUGUGUUCUCUGGAGAAGGAGCUGAGGGGUCACCUAAUCGCUGAGUCACAGUCCAGCGACGCUCUCCUGAGCGACACGGGGACGCAGACCUACGCCUUCCUGUCAGCUCCGUUCGGUCGUGACACCUCAUUGGCCAGUCUGACGGAGGACCGCCCCCUCCAGCUCCACCUCCAACUGCAGGCGAAGAGUGUGACGACCCGACACAACAAGACUAGCUCCGCCUUCACCUUCCUCUGUGGACACUCCUUCCAGCGCAGAGAGUUCCCCAAGCACUUCAGGUACUCCAAACACUUCAGGUAGCCCAAACACUUCAGGUAUCUCAAACACUUCCAACGGAGAGAGUGCCGCAAAAACGUAAUGUACUCAAAACACUUCAGUUACCCCAAACACUUCAGGUACCCCAAACAUUUCAGGUACCUGACACUCUGUCAUGUAGUAGCCUUGAUAUGGCUGUACAGCCUCCUUUAGUAUGGUGUCUAGACAAAUAAAAGGAAUGUUCCUCAUCAUUAUUAUUCAGGAACGUGCACACCGACAUACAGAUGUGCGCUAGUGGCUGGUUUGAGCAGAGGUGUCCCCUGGCCUACCUGGGCUGCACCUACAGCCAGAGGAGGUUCCAGCCCUCCACACACACCGCCACCGUCACCUACAAGUAAGAAAGCUCCCUCAUAGAAAUAUACAGACUGCCCUUACCCUUACCUUGACCCUGACAAUAACUCUAUCUAACCUGUACCUCCAGCCAAGAGCUUAGUAGCUUCAGCCUGAGACCCAGUGUCCCUGCCUCUCUAAAUGAGGAACCCCAACACUCCAAGUCCCAGCCUGCUCAAGAACCAGUCUCAAACCUCAGGAGGCGAAGGUCGAGGGGAGGAGGAGGAGGGGACUGGGACUCUCUGAGCGCUCUGCCCUACGAGGUGCUGUACCACAUGACCAGCUUCCUGGACAGCCUGUCCCUGUCCCAACUGGCCCUGGUUUCCCGCCUCAUGAGGGAGGUGUGUUCCUCUCUGCUGCAGGACAGGGGGAUGGUCUCCCUCCUCUGGGAGAAGAAGACCUACAAGACUGGCAUGGCCAAGUGGAAGGCCAAGAAGGUGGUGAGUUAGCCGAGACAGGAGAAGUCUCUAUCUUACUUUUUUACGGUGCUUUUCCUUUGUUGAUUUCCUCUUCUCUCUAUUCCUUCCUCCUCUCAUCUUCCCCUCCCCUGUACUCUCCCUCCACACCUCCCCUCCCCUGUACUCUUCCUCCACACCUCCCCUCCCCUGUACUCUUCCUCCACACCUCCCCUCCCCUGUACUCUCCCUCCACGCCGCCCCUCCCCUGUACUCUCCCUCCACGCCUCCCCUCCCCUGUACUCUCCCUCCACGCCUCCCCUCCCUCUGCCCAGGUGUGGCAGUUCAGUACACUGUUCUCUCCAGUGGAAGCAUGGUGUUUCGACAACGAUGUACCCUCCAUGUCAGACCACCUGAAGGUGUGCCCUUACUAUGAGAUGGAGCCCAGGACCGAGCGUGUGCUCCUGCCUCACAUUGUCAACAACAAAAUAAACACAGACACACAAAGCAAGAGCAAUAGUCUGGUCACCCUGUUCCAGAAGAAGAAGACUUUGAAUAGUGUUUCAUAAAAUUUUAUAGUGGUUCAUAAGCUUUGAAUAGUAGUUCAUAAGGUUUGAAUAGUGGUUCAUUUGUGCUGCACCUACAAUCAUCUACCCUGAGUGCCAGUCUGUUUGUGCC